Gaeumannomyces tritici R3-111a-1 is the source of this 2845-nucleotide messenger RNA. RefSeq lists its product as hypothetical. Gene Ontology annotation, molecular function: transmembrane transporter activity. Gene Ontology annotation, biological process: transmembrane transport. The transcript is spliced from 3 exons. NCBI's taxonomy places the organism in Eukaryota, Fungi, Ascomycota, Sordariomycetes, Magnaporthales, Magnaporthaceae. The record is from RefSeq and is a predicted model, not a curated record. Bases 663 to 2537 code for a protein of 624 amino acids.
GCGGGAAACGCGCGCCUUCCCUAUAAUUCAUAAGGUCGAUAUGCCAAAUUCCAGAAUACCCCGCAUCUAAGACUGCGGCAACUUGAUUGACGCAGCUCGUGCAGCUCCGUGUCCCCUUCCAUCAAGCCCGUCCAGGCGUCACGGCAGGUAUCGUCCAUGUACACUUCGUCGAUGCACUCCUCGUCGCCUCCGGUGUGUCUGAGAAUGGCCUCAGGGUAACUUCGCCCGCAUGUAGUCCUAAGUCGCAGACCGACUCUGCGGUGCUGCCAGCAACCUUUCCUCGCCGAGGUCGCACACAUAUUGGGCACCUGCCUCGGCGUUGUUGCGUCUGGAAGCCGGCGUUGCUUUCUGCCUUGCCGCGCCACCCCUUAAAACUCAGGUCAUCGUCUUUCCCCGACUUUUCGAUCGCCCAGGUUCUUCUUCGUUUCUAACCGCCAAUCCCAAAGCCAAUCGACGCGGUACCUCUAGGGUACUUUCGCUCCGUCCUGGUCGCCCAGGCCCGAGUCCAGCCCCUCCCCGUCGACUUUGUCGUCGAACUUUGGCGUUUCCCUGCUCCUCCUGCUGGUGGUAACAGUGCCGCCAUCUGAAGGUUCCGCACGCUAGCUCCGACGUGCAGCUACCGGGCCCCAGCCAUCAGGUUCCCGCGAGUAUAAAAGCGAUUGAUGGCCAUGGCUUCCAGCUCCGGAGGCGCGGGUUCAAGCUCGCUGCUGCCAGCUCCCGCAGACUCGAUAGACGAACAAGUCCCGCUCCUGUCAAGCCACGCCCAGACCAUCAGUGCUGCAAGGAUGUCUGCAAAGAAGCACGCUGAAGCGACAGCCUCCAGUCAGCUGUCGGAUAACACCAACUCGGCCAACAACGCUCCGGUCAACUGCUUUGAUGGCACAACCAAGCUGGUGGCCGGCGACAACCGCAUCCUGCUGAUCCCCUCACCUUCCCAGGACCCCAGGGACCCCGUCAACCUUCCAGAAUGGCGCAAAGCCGCAGUGACGGGAAUUUUAAUCCUUUACUCGGUGUCCGGCUUGACUCUCGUGACGGCGCUUGGCGCCCUCAUCGUCUUCAUUAAACCCGAGUAUGAAAAGGCGGGCAUCACAGAGUCGCAGAUCUCGGGACUGCUGACUUACCCGAACCUGCUGCUCGGCGUCGGCAACAUCGUUUCCAUGCCGCUGGCCGUCGCCGUCGGCCGCCGCCCCGUCAUGCUCGCUUCGACGGGUUUGCUGGUGCUGUCGGCCAUCCUUUGUGCCACCAACCAGAACUUCUACUGGCACCUGGGCGCUCGCUGCCUAGCCGCCCUUAGUGCCGCCCAGUGCGAGGCCUUGGUGCUGCUGAUGGUGCAGGACAUUUACUUCUUGCACCAGCGCGCCCGCGUCCUACAGUGGCUGAGCUCCAUCCAGGUUAUCCUUAACUCGUCUCUGGUUAUUGCUUGCUCUUACGUCGCCGAUGCGGUGGGAUGGCGCGCCUGGUACUGGAUCUUUGUCGCUUUGGCCGGACUCGCCUGCGUCCUGACUGUUCUUUUUGUGCCCGAGACGGCCUAUGACCGACCUAUCGAGUCCUUCAUUGGCGCAGGCUCGUUAUACAAGCCAGCCGAGGAUUGCGAGGACCCAAACACCACGUCGCAGCCUGUGCCUGGGAAACCGCUCGCCAGCCCGACAAGCGUCACCCACAUUAACCCGUCCGCGGGCCAUGGCCAGCAAAACCCUAGGCCACAGCCACAAACAAUAGCCGGCCAGGCACACUUUGCCACCCUCACUACCCAUGACGAGCGACCGCUGGACCUGGAUCGCUAUGCGCCGCGCACCCGGGCCUCAGACAUGCGCGUCUUCGUGAAGAAGCCCAACUGGGCGUCGGCGUUCCGAACUGGCCGCGAAAUCUGCUCCGUUUUCUGGUUCCCCAACGUGCUCUGGGUCGCUGCCUUUAACGGCCUCAUCAUGGGUGCCGACAUCGCCAUCCAAAUCACCUACGGCACCGCCCUUGUCUCGCCCCCAUACAACUGGGCACCUACUUCGGUUUCGCUGAUCCAGCUGGGCCAGAUUGCUGUCGCGCUCAUUGCGGUGCCCCUGGUCGGCACCGCGGGCGACGCCGCCGUCAAGUGGCUGGCUCGCCGUCGCCGCGGCGUACACGAGCCCGAGCGGCGGCUGCUCACCAUGAUUCUGCCCAUCCUCCUCGCCGUGCUCCUAACUGGUUUGUACGGCUUUGUGCUCGCCGACCCCUCGCGCUUUCACUGGAUGGCCAUUGCCUUUACUGUCGACGCCUACCUGUACAUUCUGCUGGCGGCGAGCACGGCCGGCACUACGUAUCUGAUUGACGCUUACCCGCGCCGCGCCGGCGCCAUUCUGGUCGUUAUUCCCGUCACCCGCGGCCUCGUCAGCUUCGGCGUGAGCAACGGCACCGUCGACUACAUUGUGCGCAUCGGCGCGCCCAACCUGUACGGCAUUUAUGCCGGCCUCAUCGCCGUUUUUGGCCUGCUUGGUUGUGUGCUGUACUGGAAGGGCAAGGUCGUGCGGAGGUUCUGCACCCGCUGGGCCGUUGACUCUUCGUAACGGACAUGGGCGAAUUCCCGUGGCUACGCAGCUACACUGUUACCAGUUUAUUUUUACCGGUUUCCUGAGUGCCUAGCUAUUUCCUAUCUGACUUUCUCCUGCCCCGCUCCCUUCACAUACUCGCCGUUAAUCCAAACGACCCCUCCAUCACUAAAGCCCAAAUGUCACGCGGACAACGUGAUGUCAUCCAACCAAAUUCCAUAGUUCCGGCGGGUGGUGCUAAUGUCGAGAUGCAAAACUCCUGUUGCUAGGAAUUUUAACAUCCAGGGACUAAACUUUACCAAGGCCCAAUUUAUGCCCGUGUUGGC